GCAAUAUCUCAGUACAAGACAAGUAUCUUCAGACAGAGACUAUUCUUCAUAUAGUGCCUUUUUACACUGAGAAUGAAAGCUGGCCAUUAAAGAAGAGAAUUAUGCUGCAGCCUGGCAAGGGUCUUAAAUUGGAUGAUGUGGACUCCAGGUAUUAACAAAGAUGAGGAGGCACUCCUGCUUUGGUUUUUUGAUCUGUGGGAUAUUUUUGCCUGGAAUCCUUGGUUUUCCACAGACAAAUACCUCAAUUGAUUGUGAUUCUCUGUUACCAAACUAUGAAGCUGAACCACAGUCAUCUGCACCACCAUAUAUUAUUGCUGUAUCUUUUGAUAACUUUGAGCCAGGAAAUGAAGUCCAAGUAACUCUAGAAGCACUUGGAGAUGCUGGGUUUAAAGGAUUUAAUCUACAAGCUCGAGAAAUAGAUGGAGAUGUUCCUGUUGGUACUUUUAAAAUUACAGAUCCAAACACUAAAGGCUUGGAAUGUCAUAACAUGACGAAUUCAGCAGUAAGUCAUGCCAAUUCAGAUGUGAAACAGAAGAUUACAACAACAUGGAUUGCUCCACAGGAUGUUAGAGAGCUUCAAUUUAUUGCAACUGUUGUUCAAAAUAUAGAGAACUUUUGGGUUGGAAUUCAAAGUAAAACUCUCACACCAACACAUUCUGAGUCAGUUAAUGCAACAGGAAAAAGUAAAAGGAAGCUUUUGAUAGAAUUAGAAUGUAACAAGCGUGGAGGGACUUACUCAACAGGCCGAUGCAUCAUGGUUGGACCUUCUGGUUCCUCUCAGAGCAGCUAUUCAGGCAGUCAGGGUGGAGUCGUCUACACAAUAAGCAAGAGUGGAUGUGGCCCUGGAGGUGCUGCUGGUGCAUAUAGCCAACAAGCCUGCAGAGAUACUGCAUCCUUAUCCGGCAGUGGUCUUACUUAUGGCCAGUCUGUCCCUUCAAGCAGUUCAGAGUCCAGUAAGAAGGUUGUGGUCGUUGCCAACAGCAACCCUUUUCCACCUGUGCGUCACACCUUCCCUCAGAGUUUGGGAAGCUCUGCCACAAGGAUCAUAGUACAGAGUGGACAAAAACAGCAAAGCAGCAGCAGUACUUAUAUUCAGGGUUCCCAAGGCAGCCAGUCCUAUGGCCAGGCCUACAGACCUCAAGGUGGCAGUUCCUAUGGCAGUUCCUACGGCCAGGGUGGACCAAGUUUCUCAGGCAGCAGCAGCUCCUAUGGCCAGGGUUCCCAAGGCAGCCAGUCCUACGGCCAGGGCUCCCAGCCUCAAGGAGGCAGUUCCUAUGGACAGGGGUACCAGCCUCAAGGUGGCAGUUCCUAUGGCCAGGGUGGACCAAGUUUCUCAGGCAGCAGCUCCUAUGGCCAGGGUUCCCAAGGCAGCCAGUCCUACGGCCAGGGUGGAUCUGUUUCUUACGGUGGCAGCAGUGGUUGUGGACAAGGUUACUCCUAUGAUAGCAAUCCCUGCCACCAGGGUGGAUCACAGGGUGGUCAGCAGAGUGGAUCAUCGUCCUCCCAAAAUUAUGGUGAUAACCAGGAUGGCUCCUACUCACAAAACUAUGGUGGGGGCCAAGGAGGAUCAUCCUCAGACACCUAUUAUGAGGACUCACAGGAUUCCUCAUAUGAUAAUAAUCCCAACGCUUGUGAUGAUAAUGACAGUACCUACAGUACCAAUAGCCAGCGUUCUGGUUGUGCGAAGAAGAAGGUUGUUGUUGCCCGAGACACAUCACAUGUUUUGAGCAGAAGAGCCUACGAUGUACAGAAUGCAUCUUCUCCUUCAAAUAGCAGCCACUCUGACAUGCAGGGUGGAUCAUUUAUUGCAACCAGUGGAUCAAGUAAUCAGGGUGGUUGCAUUUGUCCUGAUGGAAGCAGUGGUCAUAGACAGGGAGCCCCAGGUUCUUCAUACAGCACAUAUUCUGGUAACCAGGGAGGGCCUUUCUUCUAUCCUGGAGGAUCCUAUGGACAGGGUGGACCAGGUUCUUCCCACGGUUCUUACUCUGGCAACCAGGGAGGGCCUUUCUUUUAUCCUGGUGGAUCUUAUGGACAGGGAGCCCCAGGUUCUUCACACAGCACAUACUCUGGUAACCAGGGAGGGCCUUUCUUCUAUCCUGGAGGAUCCUAUGGACAGGGUGGACCAGGUUCUUCCCACGGUUCUUACUCUGGCAACCAGGGAGGGCCUUUCUUUUAUCCUGGUGGAUCUUAUGGACAGGGAGGGUCUUCUAGUUAUGAUGGCGGCAGUGAAUCCUAUGGUCAGGGUGCCUCUUCUACAUAUAGUGGCUCUGAGACUUAUGGCCAGGAUUCACCUUCCAUGGGAAGCAGUGAAACUGAAUAUAGUGAUUCCUCCUCACCGUCUGGUAGCCGCCAGAGUGAACGGGAUUUUUAUUCCCCAGGAGGCAGCCAGUCAGGUGGACAUGGGUCAUCUUCUCAAAGUGGUAGCUACUCCAGUGGACAGGACUCGUCCUCAUCUGGAAGCAGCCAGUAUGGUGGGCAGGGUUCACCUUCUGCAGGGGGCAGCCAGUCUGGUGGACAGGCUGGAUGUGAUUGUUCCGGGGGAAGUUCUGGUGGAUCCCCUACUUUAGUCAGAAGUGAUUCCUCUGCAAAUGGCACAUCUUCUUCUGGAGGCAGCCAGUACAACAGCCAAGAUUCGUAUUCCUCUGGAGCUAGCCAGUAUGGAGGACAUGAGUCAUCUUCUUAUGGAGGCAGCCAGUAUGGUGGACAAGGUUCACCUUCCUCAGGAGGCAGCCAAUAUGGUGGACAGGGUUCACCUUCUUCAGGAGGCAGCCAGUAUGGAGGACAGGGUAUAGCUUCUCCGGGAAGCAGCCAAUAUAGUGGACAGGGCUUUUCUUCAGGAGUCAGACAGUCUGGUGGGCAGGGUGGGUGUGUGUGCCCCGGUGGAGGUUCAGGCUCGUUCGCAGGAUCCAACUACCACGGUGGACAGGGUUCAUAUCCUGGAAGCAAUCAGUAUGGUGGACAGGGCUCUUAUCCCUCAGGAAGCAGCCAAUAUGGUGGGCAGGGCUCAUAUCCCUCUGGAGGCAAACAACAUGGUAAACCAGGUUCUUCUUCCUCAGGAGGCAGUCAUCAAGGAAAGCCAGGUGGCUCUGGCUCAGGAAGCACUUACUCUGGGAAACCGCAAUCACCUUAUUCAGGCGGCAGUCAAGUGAGCUCUGCUGGGAAACACUCCACUCCCCAACUCCUGAUGUUAUUCAGUGUUUUGAGUGCCUUUGCUCUCUCUGCUGCUGUAUCAAAAUGGUCUAUAUGAACUCCUGAAGUGUUACUCGACAUCCUAAACACGGAUUAUAUUCCAUAUUAUUAGAUUACUUAAUAUAAGAAAAAAAAGUACCAUUAAGUCAAAUUGGCAGAUGCUGCUUGGCUGUUAUGUUGCAUGUCUAGCUGGUAUUGCCAUGCCCCUCAUUAGUUUACUUCUGGUUUUAGUCAUUAGUAGAUAUCAUUAGUUGUGUCAGUGUUUUAGGCAUCAUUUUAAGAGAGCAUAUUGUACCCUACCUAUAUGAUUUAUUUCCAAUAGGGAAUGUGAUGAACACCUACCUGAAAUAAUUGAGGUGACAAAUGAAUACUUAGGAAAUAUUUGGUUGUUAACCAAAGUGGACAAGGUGAAAUAAAUUGUUGUAUAUGCAAAGUCACCACUGUGCCUGGUAAUCAUCGCAUAAGAUAAGGCUAAUGGAAACUUCUGAUAAGCAGAUCUCCAUGGGACAGAAGAAAAGGUGCUGGAAUAGUAUCAGAGUAUUUGUUUUAGUCUUUUGUAAUCAAAUGCAAAUUCAAUAUGGAGAUUGCAAAGCAAAAAAACUGCAGAAACUCCACCUGACUGAAUUUUUUUUGGGUUAAUUAAAGUUUAUUCAUUAGGAAAAUGAAACGGCUCAGAGCAAAGACAUUAUGAACUCCAUUCAAACCAGCUGCAAAUACCUAGAGUUCUGUAGAGAAGUGUAUGAGGCAAAUGUUCCUAGAUUAGGCUGAUAAAUCCCAAAAUCUGCUGAAGAAUAAAGACUUUUUCCUUGGAGGGAAUAGAGAAUCUAUUAAAUUCAUAAGACUAAUACCAUCUUGGCUCCUUUUCUCGAGUAUUUAGUCUAUCCUGUAUAUCCGAAAGGCUCAUUUCAUGAGUGAUGCGUACAUCUGCAAGCAGCUACUUCAGUGUGCUCGCUGAAAUACCACAGCCCAUUUUUGAGUUCAGGAGCACCUUGCAGCAAACUUCUGGAGCUCUCAAAGCCAUCUUCUGUUUGGUGUUAACGGAGCGCAUUCACCCAAAGCAUACUUCUAAUGAAUGUGUUAUUGAACAUGUGCCUGCUAUUAAAAUUACCGGUAUUAGUGGCGUGAUUUUCUGUCACGGUUUGCAAUUCUAACUGGUGGGAGAGGUUUCCAUUCAAAUUCUCCUAACAACCUCCCCGAGG
This is a messenger RNA of Hirundo rustica (Barn swallow), 4388 nucleotides long. RefSeq names its product hornerin-like. The record is from RefSeq and is a predicted model, not a curated record. Lineage: Eukaryota; Metazoa; Chordata; Aves; Passeriformes; Hirundinidae. The transcript has 71 exons. Gene Ontology annotation, molecular function: oxidoreductase activity, acting on metal ions. The coding region runs from base 161 to 3247 and encodes 1028 amino acids.